UUACCAGCGCGACUGGGCGGUACUUUCACCGCUGACUACGUCACGCCUCUUUUCUUUUCCCCAAACACGUGUCCGUUCUGCUCGCUAGUUAGCAGUCGACGCAUGACAAUAUCGUUCCCUGUUUAUUUUGUUUAAAAUAUUACAAUCAAAAUGCAGAUCUGCAAUGUGUGCAGUGAAGAGACACCCAAAUACCGAUGUCCGGCCUGUAGAAUCAGAUACUGCUCUCUCAGUUGUUACAAGACCCACAAGACCAAUGAUACCUGCCAGCCCCUAAAACAGUCAGUCCCUCCUCCCGUUCAAGACCUAAACGGAGCAUACAGUGAUGCAGAGGAUCCCUGGACCGUUGAAGAUCUCCUUGAUGAUGACCAGACAGAUAAAGUACCACUUCAGAGGCUACGGCGAUUAGGCAAGUCGGAGGAGCUGAGAGAGCUGCUCCGAAACCCACAUCUCCGUCAGCUGAUGAGCUCUUUGGACGCGGCCGACAGCAAAGCAGACGCCAUUAAGACCGCAAUGCAAGAGCCUCUGUUUGUUGAGCUGUCAGAUCAAUGCUUGCAGAUUGUUGAGAAAAACUAUUAAAAAUGUACUUGCUGAGCAGAA
Molecule: messenger RNA, 597 nt
Organism: Oncorhynchus keta (chum salmon)
Lineage: Eukaryota; Metazoa; Chordata; Actinopteri; Salmoniformes; Salmonidae
Gene: znhit3
Product: zinc finger, HIT-type containing 3
Exons: 5
Coding region: 151-576 (141 amino acids)
Biological process (GO): maturation of LSU-rRNA from tricistronic rRNA transcript (SSU-rRNA, 5.8S rRNA, LSU-rRNA); snoRNA localization; box C/D snoRNP assembly
Cellular component (GO): nucleus; pre-snoRNP complex
Molecular function (GO): protein binding
Source: RefSeq, a predicted model, not a curated record